This is a messenger RNA of Suillus subaureus, 1152 nucleotides long. RefSeq names its product carbohydrate esterase family 4 protein. Bases 1 to 1152 code for a protein of 383 amino acids. The record is from RefSeq and is a predicted model, not a curated record. Gene Ontology annotation, molecular function: chitin deacetylase activity. The transcript is spliced from 5 exons. Gene Ontology annotation, biological process: carbohydrate metabolic process. Gene Ontology annotation, cellular component: membrane. NCBI's taxonomy places the organism in Eukaryota, Fungi, Basidiomycota, Agaricomycetes, Boletales, Suillaceae.
AUGUCACGUCUCUCUGCUAUCCUCCUCCUCGCCACCAGUGCCGUCUAUGCGUCCGUCACCCCUGCUCACGAAUCUCAUACCGAGAACAAGCCCCUUGGUAACAAGUGGUAUCAUGAAGACGACCAUCCAGUACACGCCCUCUUCAAGCGUGGACCGGUCGGCGAUGGUAUUCUUUAUUCCGCGAUAGGAACGCCCGAAUGGUCCGCCGGCUUCCCUCCAGCCACUGCGGAUACUACGAUGCUCCCCCAGGCUUGGGUGGAUGCUCUUAACGCAGCCGCCUUGGCAGGCAAGAUUCCCGAUAUUCCCCAGUCUACAAGUACCAACGGAAUGGAUCCCGUAUACCCCACUGGAUAUGACCCGGCAAGCGCGACUGUUUGCUCCUCAACUGCCAAGUGUGUUACGCCAGGUGACGUGUGGGAUGCUCCGCCGGGUGUUAUCGCCCUUAGUUUUGACGAUGGUCCGCUACCGGCGUCGGAUCAGCUGUAUCAGUUCCUCGCUAACCACUCGGAACAUGUAACGCACUUCUUCAUUGGCACCAACAUUCUCCUGUAUCCCGAGCAGUUCAAAACCGCCUUCGAGACGAACCAGGAUGAUAUCGCCGUUCACACCUGGACUCACCCAUACAUGACCACCAAGUCGAACAUCGAGAUCCUCGCCGAGCUCGGAUGGACGAUGGAACUCAUCCACAACUCGACGGGCGGGCGUAUCCCGAAGUACUGGAGGCCGCCUUACGGUGAUUCUGAUAUGCGCGUCCGGGCUGUUGCAAAGGAAGUAUUCGGGCUCAUAACCGUCAUCUGGAAUCAAGACACUGAUGACUGGACCUUGAGUGAGCCUGUCCCAUUGACCACGCCAGAAAAAAUCCAACAGGAAAUGACACAGUGGUUGACCGGUCCAAAGACCCCUGGACUUGUCAUUUUGGAACACGAGUUGUCUGAUCUAUCCGUCAAGUCAUUCAUAGACGCAUACCCGAUGAUGGUUUCAAAUGGCUGGCAAAGGUUAUCUCUUGCUCAGAUGGAUGCUGGUUCAGCCUACCAGAACGCCUGGAAUGCAACAUCGCAAGUCAACCCAGCAAAAGUAGGUGACUUGGCCGUCAAGCCUCCGGUCCGUGCCAGUACUACUGCGAAACCGAUAGCAACCACUGCCAAAAAGUAA